AUGCGCGCCCCUCGGUCAGCGUCCAUCUCGUCAGAGGUCGGCUGGGCGAACAUCGUGCCAGCCAAAGCCACCAAGUUCAAGCUUUACCAGUGGUCCAAGGCUGGAGGCCAGCAGGUGCUGGGCAAACUGUGCCUCGUCCUGCUCGUGAUUGACGUGAUCAGCAACAACUGGGCCAUCAUCGACUACGUCGGGGACGCCAAGCACCUGCUCACCCCCAUGCUGGACCUCAACACCCCCGAAGCCAUGUUGGAUCACACGGACCUCCGCCUCACGACCCCCCUCGUCCUCCCCCCGCCCGGCCAAGUGACGACGGGAUCCGUCUUCAUGUACCGGUACUUCUUGAAAGCGUUUUGCUCGGGGUGCGUGCCUAUCACGGAGCUCGGGCUGGACACUUGUGUGAUCGAGUAUACGUACAACGAAAACGCCAAGUCGCUUGAAAUUACAACCAGCAAAGCCAUUAUGGGCGGCAGUCACGAGCUAGGGAUCAUUAUUCAGCGUCGAGGGGGUCCAAUUGCAGCCCUGUAUAUUCGGUUUUCAACGCUCCUGCUUCUCUUUGGCGUGUACGCUGCCAGUCAAAAGACCGUCCAGUGGAUGGACUUUACCCAGCAAACGCUGCCCCAACGCCUCCUUCGGUUGAUCGCCCCCCCUCUGUACCGCCAGCCCUGUACCGCGAUUGGCCUGAGUGACAUUUGCUUCAACAGCGACAUCUUUGUCGUGCUCUAUACGCUAACAGUGCUCUUGGAUGAAGAGAUCAGCAUGAUCUAUUCCAGGAUACUCAAUCGGUGGUACGCCAACAGCGGGUUUGACCUGUGGAUCGAGCUGCGUCUCAUGUCUAUGACCGUGCGGUGGCUGUGGCUCAACUGCUUCCUGCUCAAAGCCGCCAAGUGGAUGUGCCACUUUGUGAGCAUGGCGCAGUACACGGGCACCAACACGGUCAUGGGGUGGCUUAACUUUAGCUCAGUCACGUGGAUGUACCUGAGCGUGCUGCUGCUGUUUGAAAGGAACGCGUUCGUCGAAUUUGGCAACUCGGUGAUCGUCGACUUGCACUCGACGACCCAAAACUUGGACGCCACCUACGUUUUCUUCUUUGAGAGCUGGUACGUUCGGGCGUUGCCUACGCUCGCGGCGGGAGUCAUCGGCAACUUGGCUGGUCUCCUGGCGCUAGACCACAUUGUCAAUCGAAAGUUGUGGCGAUCUCUGGCCCGCAACUCGCUCGGCCGCCAACUUGUAUUCAACUCCACGUCCAUCUUGUCCGAAAUCCGAGGCGCCGUGGUCGACAAGCCUGGCUACGGGGGCACGUGUGUGGACAUGAAGAUCCGCGCCUGGUGCACGCUUCGCUGGUUCCUGGCAAGCCAUUUGACCUCCUUUGGGCUGCCAGAACAGCCGCAUGUGAUGCGCGCCCUGGCCGCCGCCACGUACAAGUCCAAGUCCCCCCACCCCCACCGGGCGAAUAGGGACAACAAGUCAGCCACAGAAGACGUCGAGGAAUCUCAGCGUUCCACGGCAACCACUGGCCCGCGAAUUGUGCCCGAUAUGGACGACACCUCAAGGACCGAGACGAUGUCGUCGAGCUCGGAAUUGCACGUCGUGGUGCAAGAUCGAGAAGGCCACAUGCAUGUGAUCAACGCUGAGAAGCGCGAGAUGCAGGCGCUGGCCGUGGAAGUCAAGAUUCUCCGCGAUACCAACAUCCUCUUGGGGUGACCUUCCCACUUCCAUACAUACCCACAGUAUAGUAAUACUAGUACACAUUGC
Aphanomyces astaci is the source of this 1752-nucleotide messenger RNA. RefSeq lists its product as hypothetical. NCBI's taxonomy places the organism in Eukaryota, Oomycota, Saprolegniomycetes, Saprolegniales, Verrucalvaceae. The transcript has 2 exons. Bases 1 to 1701 code for a protein of 566 amino acids. The record is from RefSeq and is a predicted model, not a curated record.